Molecule: messenger RNA, 1744 nt
Organism: Phragmites australis (common reed)
Lineage: Eukaryota; Viridiplantae; Streptophyta; Magnoliopsida; Poales; Poaceae
Product: auxin-responsive protein IAA18-like
Exons: 7
Coding region: 330-1307 (325 amino acids)
Biological process (GO): regulation of DNA-templated transcription
Cellular component (GO): nucleus
Molecular function (GO): protein binding
Source: RefSeq, a predicted model, not a curated record
CGCAGCAGCAUCAUAGCAUCGCAUCACAUCGCCGCACUUGCUUGGAAUCUUGGAUAAGCGUCGCCCCGGCCCUCCCAAUCAUCCCCCGCGCGCGCGCGUGCGCAACGCGAGAAGAGAAGAGAACGACGCCGUUGCCUUCUGCUAUAUGCACCCACCAACUGCGUGCUUGCCAAGAACACAGAUGCAAAGAAGGGCAGGAUAAAAAGGAGAGAUUGAUUGCCCAAGAUUUUUGCUUGCUUGCUUUUGGCCAUCCAUUUCUCUCACCUGCGUUCUCGACUUCUUCAGCUAGCUCAGGUUACUGCAGCUGUUCUUGUCUCAGACCAGGUCCAAUGGGGGAAGACUCCAAAGAAAGAGCUUCUAUUCCUCAACUAAUAAACCUCAUCCGAGAUGAGGGAGAAUGGAAGGUGAGAGAAGCAAAAGAUGGAGGGAGAUCAAGAACCACAAGCUCCGAUGCUGAGGAGGACAAGAAGCUAGAGCUGAAGCUCGGCCUUCCUGGUGUCCAAGAAGAAGAGAGAACGGCCGGCCCACGAGAGGAGAUAGAACAACAACAAGAAGAGAGCUACACAGCACUCUCCCUUGGCUGCUUCCCUGCACAUUCAAAGCUCACUACCAGCACUGCUACCACUGGGGCUAAGAGAGGGUUCUUGGCCACUGUUGGUGCCAAACCAGAAGGUUGUAAUCAGAGGCACCAGGACAGGGAAGGAUGUGGGAAUGAGUUAAUAUUAGGAGGUGAAAAUAUGGCAGGUCGGAGGAAGAAAGGAUGUUGUCCCCCAGCAUCAUCGCAUGAUUCAGUUGCUGCGCCUCUGCACAGCAGCAGCAACCUCCAGGGGAGAUGUGCUGUUCUUCCAGUAGUCGGUUGGCCACCGGUCCGAUCCUUCAGGAGAAACCUCACAAAUGUAAGUUCAUCUAAGCAAUCCCCUGAACGACAAAAUGAUGAAGCUGGUGACAAGGCAAAGCUAACCUGCAAGAGGAGCCCCCUUGUCAAAAUAAACAUGGAUGGGAUCCCCAUUGGAAGGAAAAUAGACCUCGCAGCUUAUGACAGCUACCAAAAGGUGUCAUCUGCCGUUGAAGAGUUGUUUCGUGGCUUUCUUGAAGCUCAAAAGGAUGUAACCUGUACUGAAAGUGGAGAGCAAGGAGCGGAAGAGAAAAUAUUUUCAGGGUUGUUGGAUGGAACUGGUGAAUACACUUUAGUUUACGAAGACAGUGGAGGAGGGAGGUCACGAGUUGGGGACUUACCAUGGAAUGUAUUUGUUUCUACUGCUAAGAGGCUGAGGGUUAUGAGAAGCUCAGAGCUUCCCCAUGGCUGAUUAAAGAUGCCCCUGGGAGGGUAGCAGAUCACUGAAAUUGCAGAAAUCGUCCAGCCAUGGGAUCGUGCCAGCUGUAGUCAAUCAGCUUUCUUUGGAUGACCCUUUUUGGCUUGUAGAGAUAAAUCUAAUAAGAUAAAUGUUAGCACAUUGCAUAUUGCCUAAAUGCAACGCAUAUUGUGUAAUUUACCUUGCUUCAUUUCGGAUGUAGUGUUGGUUAGUGCAAUUCUACGUGGUAGGUUUCUAAAGCUGGAAAAUGUGUUUUUUAGUGUGAUGGAUAAUUUUCUACUAACUUCGCUGAGAUGCAAGAGGCGUACCAAAUGUUCAGAUCACAAUGGUUAAUCGUGAACUGUUGCACCAACGCAGGGAGCAAGUGAACAACCAUGGAAUGCAGGUAGCUCAUCAAUAAUGGAGCAGCAUCACCAUGUUGAAUACUUGAA